Molecule: messenger RNA, 6846 nt
Organism: Chelmon rostratus (copperband butterflyfish)
Lineage: Eukaryota; Metazoa; Chordata; Actinopteri; Chaetodontiformes; Chaetodontidae
Gene: glis2b
Product: GLIS family zinc finger 2b
Exons: 7
Coding region: 911-2365 (484 amino acids)
Biological process (GO): smoothened signaling pathway; regulation of transcription by RNA polymerase II
Cellular component (GO): nucleus
Molecular function (GO): DNA-binding transcription factor activity, RNA polymerase II-specific; RNA polymerase II cis-regulatory region sequence-specific DNA binding
Source: RefSeq, a predicted model, not a curated record
ACGGGCUGGCUGGGCUCCGGGCGGCUGUCUGUGCGCUUCAGACGGUCGUGGGGGAGACUACCAUCAACACUCAGCGUGUCCUCGAGUGUUCAGAGGGAAAAAAAGAGGAAAAAAAGAAAAGAAAAAGCAGGAGAGUCACGGGGUUAACUGCGAGAAAAGAAAGCAAAUAGCCCCACCUCGGCAUCUGGAAAAGCACCGAAGAAGAAGGAGACGAUCCUCCCCCUCUACCCCACACCCCGUCGCCAACCCGCCCUAUCUACCCUACCCACCACUUCGUGCCAUCCCUCUGGUCUGAACUGCCCUCCCACCCCGCCAGGAGAACCGCGACCACCCAGAGGAAACCCCCGGCUUGACCAGCGUUGCCAUUAAGCGAUGCGCUUUGAAUUUCGGAAGAAUUUACCUUUGCGUUUUUUGACGCACAGCACAACCAGUGGUCUUCGUCUUUUCUCAGAGGGAACAGUUCAGGCUACGGAUUUGGGUGUUUACACUUUUUGACGGGUUUCCAGUGGCGUGAUGACAUGCAGAAUAUAUCACCCCACGGCAACGCACCAGACUGUCAUUCCAUAGAAUAGCCCUUAUUGAAACAAGCAGCUGUCACACACGCUGCGUUUGAGCUUAUGUUUGAUUUUUUUCCAUGCUUAGAAAUAAUCCUGACAAUGGUCUGGGAGCGGACCGCCUCUCCAGACACCUAGUACUGUUUUUUCAAGACGCACCAGCUCUAUAUUUCGUUUUUGUCGGAGGCAGAGCGACAAAUUGACGAGGAGUCUUUUGACACCGACACCGACGCCGCCUGAGCCGCAGGACUUUGCGUGCGAAGUUUGCACCGGGAAGAGGGGGGCCAAGUCGGAGAUAUCUCGGCCAUAUCCACGGCAUUUUCCCCUGUAAGGUGGGAGGUCAGCGGGUCGUGGCCAUGCUGUCCCUGGACGAGCCCCUAGACCUGAAGCUCCCUCGGCGGGCCAGUGGGAGGGACAGAGGGGCGCGCUCGCCCCCCCUCUCCCCGCUGCACCCCAAGCGAGCUCGCCAGCUCCGGAUGGCAGAUGAUGGCACCGCAGUCAUAGAGCCGGCCUCCCCAGCAUCUCCGCACACAGGUGUGCAGGUGGUCCCUCAUGACCGAACAGACACCCCCACCCCCCCUGCGGUGGACCUGAGCAUGUCUCCCUCCUCCCGCCACACCCCCAGCUCUCCAGAAAUGACCAACGGCAACUACGUCCCCUCAGGGAAUUCUCACAUCUCGCAGGCCUUUCAGUUUUUUGUGCCAAUCGGAGCUGGGGCGGGACUUCACCUGCCAUCCUCCAUGUUCAUUGGCCAGACAAGCGACAAGAGAGCCUCUCCUGACCUCUCUGCGGAUGAACAACUGGCCUGCCGCUGGAAGAAGUGCCAUCUGCUCUUUGACUCCCUGCAAGACCUGGUGGAUCACGUCAACGACUUCCAUGUCAAACCUGAAAAGGACUCUGGGUACUGCUGCCACUGGGAGGGCUGUGCUCGCAAAGGGAGGGGUUUCAACGCUCGGUACAAGAUGCUCAUCCACAUCCGCACUCACACGAACGAGAAGCCCCACCGCUGUCCCACCUGCAACAAGAGCUUCUCGCGCCUGGAGAACCUCAAGAUCCACAACCGCUCACACACAGGUGAAAAGCCCUACAUUUGUCCCUAUGAGGGUUGCAACAAACGCUACUCCAACUCCAGCGACCGCUUCAAGCACACACGCACCCACUAUGUGGACAAGCCCUACUACUGCAAGAUGGUGGGCUGCCUGAAGCGCUACACAGACCCCAGCUCCCUCCGCAAGCACAUCAAGGCCCAUGGCCACUUCGUGGCCCAGGAGCACGGCUCCCCGGGCGGGGUGGGCUCCCUGCUGAAGGGGAGCCAAAGUGGAGGGCUGGCUAGCGACGUGGGGAAGGAUUCAGAGCUGUCCUAUGUGAGCGCAGCCCAAAUUAUCAUCCCAGGGGCGGCGGCUGCUCUCCUGGGAGGCCAUGCCCUACAGGGUCUUGGUGGUGCCGUGCCCCUGUCCCCUCUCAGUCCUCGGCCCCUGGACCUCAGCACACUGGGCUGCCCCAGCUCACCUCCGGGCGGCAUGGGGCCCAUCCUGUCCUUCAGCGGCUCCCCGCUGGGCCUGGCCAAGUCCCCUCUGCUCUCCUCAGCGUUCCCCUCCUCGGCGCUGGGCCUGCCGAUGAUGCCCAUGCUGGGGGCCGCGUCUGAGCGCAGGGUUCAGAUGCAGCAGGCCAAGAAGGGCCGGGGGGAGGAGGUCAAGAACGAGGUGACUGGGGGGGUUCUGAAUCUCUCCACAGGAGGGUCUCAUGAUCCCCUGUCCUGGGUGGUCAUCCCCCCAGGCACCGUGGUGCUCAAGCCAGCUGUGGUCAACUGAUACGCACACACGCGCACACAUACACACACACACACACACACACACACACACACACACACACACACACACUCCAAAAGAGCUCAGGGGGUCAGGAUGGGACGGUGAACACCAUAGUGAGGGUACGGGUGGUCAAAGGUGAUUGGGAUUGGCUCGCACAAUCAAAUCCAGGCAUAUCUGAGAAAGGAGAAAACUAUAGAGAAACUGAUCAGACCCGCAAUCAGCAGAACAACAGAUAACACUACACCUCACGAGAAUUUAAUAUACAACGCAAGCCUCUUGUCUUGAUGGGAAACUAAACCGGGGGCCCAAGAACUCUGUUCAGGACCACGUAUGGCUCUGUAUUUCUAUCACAAGGCUCCUCUUCGCUCUCUUAUUUUAUACUUUAUUCAUUCCCGGUCGCUGGUUCUGCGGACAGGGACCAUGAACGUGACAGUCUUAGCGCUCUGUGUUCUCACAAAAGUCCUGAUUCAUUGAUAAGUAUUUAUAUGACUGUACUUCAUCGACAGCGUGCCUCCAGCUUAGCGGUGAGAUAGAUGCACCACGAAACGGACCGACGCGCUCACAGUUAGGCCAGCGCGCACGUAAUAGGACGAUUCUCCACAGCUGAUUUUCAAGUUAUGACCUAUUUUUCACAGGCUGCUGUGAUGAAUAUGAUUCAGACAGGCUUGCCAUACCAAAGCAAGUGAACUCAAACUGUCUUGGAUUUGUCCAGGAGAAAGGCUGAAGCUUCAGCUCUGAGACAGUUCAAUUAAACACAGCACUUACUAGUGUCAACUGGUUAUAGUAUCAAAACCUCAAAACUGCUGCUAACCUCUCAGCUCCCGCCCAGUGUAACACAGACUGGGAGAGAGCACUUUUGACAAUCUAUCCCCACUUCGGGGAAGGUGACCAACAAGAAUGUGUGCCAGGCGUGCAGACUAGGGGCUUUUAGGUCACAGAGCGAACUGAGGACUUGACACAGACAAACGGUGUUACAUCACCUGGCAAUGACCAAUCAUCCUUUCCUCUUUUACACAAGUGAAAUUUAAGGCACUUGGUGUGUCUGGCGCCCCCCUCUGGCAGGACACGAUACUCAGCAUCCUGCCUGCCAUUUCACAGAACUGGCACUGUUUUCCUCCUGGAUUGUCCAGCUGCUUUCCCGUAAUUGAAUCAACACGGCCAGUUUGUGUAUGAAAGGGCCACUGUGGUGAUAAACACUAGUGUCUUGUACUUUAAAAAGUGACCCGACCCAAAACCAGCUGUGAAAAACAGGUGGUCGUCCAAUCCUGACUUACCCAUGCCGCUUUUUGUCCCCAGUUCAACAAGUCCCGUGCUGUGCCAAAAAUACCUGGAGAGGGGGCAGAGGGAUGCAUGUAUUGUGCCACAGAGGAGGGUGUGAUGCACUCAAUGCCACAUACAGCUGGACUGACUAGGAAGCCACACUAUUGCAAACUGCCUCAUUUUACUCUGUCCAAAGGGGCAAAAAAAAACAAACAAAAAAAAAAAACAAGAGAGACAAAAAAAAAGACUCGUUUGACUUCUGGGAAAACUUUUCUCAUGGUUCGAUUAAGCAGUCAACAUGCACUUACCACACACUAUAUUCCUUACAUGACUUUUCAAAUGUUACUGCCAAGUCAUGGUUCUUUAAACACUAGUUUGCUCUUGUUCCACGUUUCCCGCGAGGGGCAGUUUAGCCGUGCUAAUGCAUGUACGAUGUCGUCUCCGCGGAGGAGAGGUCGGGGGAGCGGGAGAGGAUCGUCACAACACAUGGAGCGUUCCCUCGAGAGGCUCCUCCAUUUCUCCUCUUCCCGUCUGCUUCUGUUGGUGGUCUUCCUUUUCCAUCGCCCAGUCUUAGAAAUAAUCAGUUAUUGCUGUUUUUUUUAAAUUGUUGUCUUUGGUUUUGUUUUUGCUGUUCAGACGAGACAUUUUUUCUGAUGUUGAAGUUGCUUCUUGUGUUCUGCGACGGCUGCUCUGCACUCAGCUUUCUGCUGUCGGGGGUGAGUCCUUUGCAGGGUCGAGGAGAAGACGGGAGGCGGAGGUUUGGGUGGUCCUCUAGGGCAGUGGUUCCCAAACUGGGGGUUUGGCAGAAAUCUGAAGGGUCACAAGAUGAUCACAUUGAUGGAAAGAAUAAGAAAAGUUUUCUUUUUCACAAAAUUAUGUGUAUGUUUCCGGACUUUUCUCCAAUAAUUUUGCUUUUUAGCUUCUCUAGCAGUGUAGCUCAGUGGAUGGUCGAUUCAUCCUCUAACAGUUAGUAGAAGGAUUUCCCUGAAAUUUUACAUUGUGUCACUGGGAGGUUUUUUUUAGUGAAAUGCUCGUUAACUAUUGGAUCGAUUUUAGCAAAGUUUUGUGCAGAGUCUUGUUCCCCUCAGGCGUAAUCUUAACGAAUUUAGUGAUCCCUUAACAUUUAAUCUAGCACUCACAUCAGGUCAAACUUUAUUUUUAACACUUUGGUUUAUGGCUAAAUGACUGCAGAACUAAUGACAGUCCCAUCAGCCUCACCUGCACUUUGUGCUAAGUCCUAAUCUGAGUGAGUGUGUUAGCCUGCCGGUGUUAGCAUUUAGCUCAAAACACUGCUUUAUCCUGGUGCAGCCUCACAGAGUUUCCAGCAUGUCUGUAGACCCUUUAAUGACUCUGAAAUACCUGUUCAGGGCUGCAAAACCCUCCAGAUGACAACGCAGGAAGAAAAAAUCACUCUUUGGUUGAACUCAGCUCAACAAACUGUUCUUUGGGGGGUCAUAAGUACAGAUGAUUUUGGUUUAUUUUAAGGGGUCACAAGCCACAAAGGUUGGAGACCACUGCUCUAGGUGGAACACAUGGAUUAUGGGGGCAUCCAAUGGACCAAAUGAUAUCACAUUCCUUCAUGACAAUCACAUUGGUGUAAUGAGAAUCAUUUAUAGAGGGUGUGUGCAUAAAAUACGUGUGUCGGAACACAAAACGAUCUCCGAGCUAAAUUAGAUUCCCAAACUCGGCUUCUUUUCACUUCCACAGUCAGUUGAAGGGAAAUCAGAGGGAAACAAAUAACAUACGGCUGUGAAAUGGCGGGCAGCGCUGGCAAAGUGAGAGCAGGGAGAGAAAGGAUUGGCUGCAUCAUUAAAUGAAUGGACAGGGGAUAGGGAGAUGCUGUGUGCCAGCAGAGGAUGGCUGUGCUGUGUAGCCGCUCUCCGUCUGGCCACCCACCCAGCUGACGGCCCUCUCAGCUCUGAAGUCACUGGCUGUGCUGCGUCCAAUGUGGCAGCCACUCACAGGCAUACCAGCCUGCAGAAAACUAGGCCACUGAACUCUGUCUGCCCUCUGGGUUUUUUCUUUCUAUUUUUUUUUUUAAUAGAUUAAACCCAAAAGGCUCAACUCCCCCACCUCCCGGCUGCAAAGCUUUUCUACCAGAGAUGGGGAAAACUCAGUAGUAAACAAAAACAAAUAUAACCCCCCUGUUUGAGGAUGAGCUCGGGCCGCCCGCAGGCCUUCACUGCAGAGAUGAACUGCAUACCUGUGUUUCUGCCUCAGUAAUUCUUAGUCAUCCUCAUCUCAGAUACCCCAUCCCCCUGUCUCUGGGUUCAGGCUCGGCGUUGAGGAGUAUCUCUUGAUGUGAGUGGACGAUUCUGGCGCGUGAUGUCAUCAGAAACAGGUGUUAAGUAGGCUAGACACGGUUGCCGUGGCAACAGCGAGACCCACAGAUGCGGCGGCUCUCCUCCUCCUCCUCCUCCCUGUCGGUCUGUCUCUCCCCUGCAGGUCGAAGCCGCUGACAGAGACUCAGCACGGCGGCAGAAAGCUGACUAACACGACACGGAUCCUCACAGGGUCCACAACCUUUCAAUAUAAAAUAAGCUGUAUGAUCCAUUAACCCUUUGAGCUCAAGUCUGUAAUAAACUGCACUUUUGUUCCCCUCAUAGCGUGUGUAGAUGCAGGGAUGCUGCCACAUCCUCUCUCAGUGUAGAGCGUUAUUCAUCAGUUGUUUUGGGAACCAAGAAUAAUUGUAAAAAAAUCAUCCUCAGUUGCUACAAUGUCUGAAUUGAAUUUUUUUCUUUUAAAUAUUAUAAAAGCGGUACUUGCUCCUGGAGAUUUUAAAGUAACCCUCACUUAAUGCUAUGAAAGUGGAAAUCCAGGGCACAAAAUUUGUGUUAGCUAGCUAGGUCAGUGUCAUUGUAAAGGGGUGCCAUUGACUGAAGUGCCACAGUGUUGCACAAAGGGUUAAUGAUAAGACUAAGGCCAUGCAAGGCCUGUUCCAAGUUAUGUUUUUUUGCACAUUUGUGAGAUAUUAUGUCAGUAUUUUAAUUUUUCCAAGUGCCUUUUUAUUAUAGGUAAAAUACAGAAGUUAUACACUAUAAGAAAAAAAAUGAUUAUAUGAAAAUAUAUUUUUUCCUGGCAUCAUGUUCUGUGGUUGAACAUGCAGAAUUUUAGAGUUGUAAAAGUCUCCAAUUGGUACAACAUAGCGGUGUUCUCCUGUUUUAGAGGAAUUUUAUUACGAUAUUGAUAAUAAUGUCAAUGAAAAGAAAAAUGUUUAAUAA